Messenger RNA from Trematosphaeria pertusa, 392 nucleotides. RefSeq lists its product as uncharacterized. The transcript has a single exon. The coding region runs from base 87 to 323 and encodes 78 amino acids. The record is from RefSeq and is a predicted model, not a curated record. Lineage: Eukaryota; Fungi; Ascomycota; Dothideomycetes; Pleosporales; Trematosphaeriaceae.
GAGCUUUCGCACAUGCAAGAGGUAGAGCAAUAGAGAGGGACGGAUAUCCUCGCAAUGCGCAGUCUUGGGCUCUUCCCUCAUUCACCAUGUUCGCGCAGCCGCGCCUUCCAUUCUCGAGCAUUCACUUCCUGGGAGCCGUCCUCAUUCACCUUCAUCGUCGCCUAGCUUUUCGGCAUCAAGCUUUAACGCAUCCAUGCGGACGCCUUUGGAACUCUGACUCACCGCGGGGGCGGGAGCGGGAGCGGGAGCGCGGGAACGGAAUUACUGGGCCUGCUGCGAGCUUCAUUUCGAAGGCGCGAUUGCUCACAUUUCCGGCGGCAUGAAACGUUAGGCCAUGUAUUGCAGUGAUGGGUCAUUUGCAGCCAUCGAUAUCUCGCCCGUACUUUCAGGGG